CUCCUCCUCCUGCUCCUGUUAAAUCUCUCUGUUUUACUUCCAGUGGUUUCACGAGCCGGCCUCUUCGUGUUGCUGUGUUUUUCGUCUUCGCGGCAGUGGGACGUCUCAGCAGCAGCAGGACAAGAGGAUCGGGUGUCAGGCUGCAGAGCUGUCGGGGUGCAGAGGACGCAGGGGGAAGGUCGAGGGGGUUUAAGCACCGAUCGCUUCAGUCGUGUUGCUGGAAAACACUUUCCCCAGAUUCUGUGGCUCAGGCUCGAACACCGGAGGGAGAAUGGAGCGUGUGCGGCUGAUCCACGGGGAGUGAGCGGAGCAAGUAGAACGUGGUGGAGUUGGUGUUUGUGCGCAGCAUGGCUCCGGAGCGAGGGCCCCUCCUCACAGCAGGGCUGCUGCUGCUGCUGGCAGUUCUCGUCGUUCCGUCGGUGUCCGGCUGUAACCGAGGAUUCUACGAGCAGAUGAUCAACGAUUUCUGUUUCACCAAGUUCGAGUCGGACAUGAAGGGACUGGAGCGAGGCCGGUGGUGCAGCUGGCCCGACACCAUGGAGAUAUAUGAGGGUCUGACAAACUGCAGCUACCAGGUGGCGCUGAGGAUGGACUGCUAUUGGCCCAAUCAGGUGGUCGACCGCUUCUUCGUGCACGUCCAUCAGAUCUACUUCCAGGACUGCGCCCUCACCGGUCGACUCCUGCACGACCCGCCCGUCAGCAUCCUCGCCCCCUUCAUCGCCGUUCCCGUCCUGGUCACGCUGCUCAUGACCGCCCUGGUGGUGUGGAGGAGUAAACGCACCGAGGGGGUGUUGUGAGGCCUUGAGGCUCAACUGGACUCCAUGUGUGAGGUUGUGUUCUUCUUGUGUUGUUGUGAAUACGAGUGUGAGCUGGUCGGAGGAGAAGACGCUGUUUGAGAUUCCGAGGCUUCGGAGGCCGCGAGUGUUAAUCAGCACCUGCUCCUGAGGCCCGAAACGAUCUGUGAGCACAUAAAUAAGGAGGCGGAGAGAGGACGACGCCCAGAGCGACAGCGGUGACGCAGAUGAACGACGAGGAAACAGAGAGAAUGAGGAGCUCAGGGUCGUUUAUCACGGAGAAGAAAACCAAACACAAUCCUGGUUUUAUUCUCGUCUCAUCCUCUCAAACAGGUUUAUUCACGAUGGAGGAAACCAGAUGUUCCCUGGAACACAUCUGGAUCCACUGAAGAAUGAAAUGAUAAAAGUUUUAAAGACUGUGUGACAGAGCUCCCUCUAGUGUUCACUCCCUGUUACAUUUCUUAUCAUUGUAGUUAGUGAGCUGCUGCGUUCCCACAAAGAUCCUCAGAUGGAGCCCCGACAUCACACUCUGCUUUUUAUUAAAGCUUUUACAAAUGGU
Paralichthys olivaceus (Japanese flounder) is the source of this 1353-nucleotide messenger RNA. Its product is annotated as receptor activity-modifying protein 1-like. Lineage: Eukaryota; Metazoa; Chordata; Actinopteri; Pleuronectiformes; Paralichthyidae. The record is from RefSeq and is a predicted model, not a curated record. Gene Ontology annotation, molecular function: coreceptor activity. Gene Ontology annotation, cellular component: cell surface; membrane; signaling receptor complex. Gene Ontology annotation, biological process: receptor internalization; calcium ion transport; regulation of G protein-coupled receptor signaling pathway.